Protobothrops mucrosquamatus (brown spotted pit viper) is the source of this 5759-nucleotide messenger RNA. RefSeq names its product WD repeat domain 81 (gene WDR81). The transcript is spliced from 11 exons. NCBI's taxonomy places the organism in Eukaryota, Metazoa, Chordata, Lepidosauria, Squamata, Viperidae. The record is from RefSeq and is a predicted model, not a curated record. Gene Ontology annotation, cellular component: mitochondrion. The coding region runs from base 1 to 5643 and encodes 1880 amino acids. Gene Ontology annotation, biological process: aggrephagy. Gene Ontology annotation, molecular function: phosphatidylinositol 3-kinase regulator activity; protein binding.
AUGGAUCCCCUCCUGGAGCAGGUGGAGAAAGACCUGGGCAUCGCCCGCAGCCAGCUGCUGCUCAGGGCCUCCCACGUCGUGGCUCUCGUGCCCCUGAAAUGGCUGGCAAGCCUAAAGGAGGGGGGGGUGCUGCCCGCUCUGUGCCCGCAGCCGGAGGGCCUCAGCGAGAUGGAGGUCCACGCUUGUCUCCAGCACUCCGUUCAGAAGCUGCCCACGGGCUGGACUCGAGUGGAGAUCCACGGGCUGCAGAAACUUUGGCUGCGCUACCGGCUGACCACAAAUGCCAACGGGCAGAAAGAGCCCCCAGGGGCUCCAGAGACCCUUCACAAGUUCAUGCGCAGGGUGGCUUCCCAGAACUGUAGGAAUCUAUGGAAACAAGCCCAUCGCUUGUAUGUCCAGCGCUACUACCCAGCCCUGGCUCCGGCCUCCGUCCAGGCCCUGGAGGGGCUCCGGGCGGCCCUGCAAAAGCUGUACGGCUGCCCCCUUGUCCCCGUGGGGAGGACCCCCUCCGGCUCCUCUCCUGCCAAAGAGGAGGAGGUCCCUGGCCACGCCCCCCCAUGCUUCUCCAGCGUCCUGCAGGCAGACAUCCUGUUGGAGUCCCCGGAGAUGCUCUACCUGGUCUUCCCGUAUGUCUGGCACUCCCUGCAUGACCUCAUCACCUUCAGCCCCGCCAAGCUGAUGAACAGCCACGCCAAGCUGCUCUUUAUCCUCUUCCAGGUCUUGCUGGCCAUGCAGGCCUGCCACGAGGCGGGCCUGGCGUGUGGCAUCUUCUCGCUGGAGGACGUGUCCGUGGACGAGAAGCUGUGUGCCCGGCUCAGAGUCCCACUUCAAGGGUACGAACAGCCGGGCAGGGAGGAGGCUGGGCAGGGAGGAGGCGUGGCAGUGGCCUCAAGCAUUCCAGGCCAGGGGUCAGCAGAGGGUCAGGUGCCCAGAGGUCCCGCUGCUGCAGAAGGGGUGGAGGCCCUGCCAGACCUUGGGGAUCUGGUGCUGGACUGGGUGCACGGCCGCCUCAGCAACUUUGACUACCUCAUGCACCUGAACCAUUUGGCGGGGCGGCGCCCGAGGGACCCCAACUAUCACCCGGUGCUCCCUUGGGUGAUGGACUUCACCCCCCAAGGAGGCCAAUUCCGGGACCUGCGGAAGUCCAAGUUCCGCCUGAACAAGGGGGACAAGCAGCUGGACUUCACCUACGAGAUGACCAAGCAGGCCUUUGUGGUGGGGGGCAGUGGCCUGAGUGGGGAGCAGCCCCAUGUGCCUCAUCACAUCUCGGACGUCCUCUCCGAUAUCACCUAUUAUGUCUACACGGCCCGGCGGACGCCCAAGGCGGUGCUAUGCGCCCACGUCCGGUCCCAGUGGGAGCCCAACGAAUACCCCGCCAACCUCGAGCGCAUGCAGGCUUGGACCCCCGACGAGUGCAUCCCCGAGUUCUACUCGGACCCCACCAUCUUCAAGUCCAUCCACCCUGACAUGCCGGAUCUGGAGGUGCCGUCCUGGUACGGCUCCUGCGAAGAGUUCGUUGCCGCCCACCGGGCCCUGCUGGAGAGCCCGGAGGUCUCCCGGGACCUGCACCACUGGAUUGACCUCACCUUUGGCUACAAGCUGCUGGGUAAGGAGGCAGUGAAGGAGAAGAACGUCUGCCUGCACCUGGUGGACAACCACACCCACCUCACCAGCUACGGAGUCGUGCAGCUCUUCGACCAGCCCCACCCCAGGCGACUGGUGGGGGCCACCCUUCUGCCCGCAGAGGCCCCUCUCUCCACCCGGCCUCUCAUCCCCACAGUCCAAGAAACACGAGUGCUAGAGACCCCCAAGGGGAGCCAGGUGGCCGGUGGGCUGGUCAUCAGUGCAGCUACCUGCGAAAGCAGGAUUGGGCUGAGCAUGGAAGAGGAGGUGGAGCAGGGAGCAGAGGCCCUGGAGUCUGGCCCGGCACCUGGCAGAGGCUCGGAGCCACCUGGUCCUCCUGCCCAGGGUCCCAGCUUCCCUGUGGACAGCAGGCCACUUGGCUGGAGGACCAAGGCCCCCGCCCCCCUCUUCCAGGUGGAAGGGGCAGAGGAGAAGGUAGUCCUGCCGGAGGGUCACCAGCUGCUUCAGGCCUUGGAGGAACUGGAGAAGCUGGAUACUUUCCUGCUGAAGGCCGUGCACGGGGCGGUGGACCGGCUGGAGCAGCCCCCCUCACGGCUCCCGGUGGCUCUCUCGGACCUUUUCCAGAGGGACAUGCAAGUGCUGGGGGUGCUGGUGGGUGAGAUCCUCUUUGCCCCCAAGCUCCGCACCUCCCAGCCGACGGCCUCGCUGCGUGGGCGCUUCCAGGCCAUCCGGAGGCUCUGCCGGCUUCACCCCAAGGAGGUCCCCCCUCCACUCCAGCAUCUGCUGGAGGUGCUGCUGCAGCUGAAGGUUCCUGACCCCCAGCUUCUCAGAGAGGCGCAGAGCAGCAGGGCCCCCCAGCUGUUCACCUACGAGCCCGUCUGGCAAGGCCUGCCCCCACCGUGCCCGUCGCAGCUGCUGAGCCCCUACAGCGGGGUCCUGCCCUUCCCGGCAUACUUCCCUGCCCUGCACAGGUUCAUCCUGACCUAUCUCUCCCAGGAGGCCGGGGAUGAGGGGCAGGGCCGGGAGCUGGUCUUCCAGCUGUGGCAGCAGCUGGACGGGGUGCUGAGUGGCAUCACUCCCGAAGGCCUGGAGAUCCUGCUGCCCUUCAUCCUGGCCCUGCUGUCCGAGCAGAGGACAGCUGUCCAUGCCGCCUGGUACCUCUUUGAGCCCAUCGCCAGAGCCCUGGGCCCCAAGAACACCAACAAGUACCUGCUCAAGCUCCUCAUUGGGGCCUACGAGAGCCCCCGGGGCCUCCACGGCCGCUUCUACCUCUACACGGACUGCUUCGUGGCCCAGCUGAUGGCCCGGCUGGGGCUGCAGCCCUUCCUUGCCCACCUGCUGCCCCACAUCCUGCAGGUGCUGGGGGGUGCAGAGGGCUCCUUCCAGGAGGAGAACAAGGCCUUGCUGCUCAGCACGGCGGAGGAGGACAGUGAGGAGAGCGACAGGAGCAGCCCGGCCUCUCGGUCCUUUGGGGAGGAGGCCAAGGGGGACGCUGGCCUGGAGCUGGUCAACUACAUGUCCGGCAUCAGCCUGCACGACCAGGCCUACCCGCCAGAGAGCGAGGAGCUUCCAAAUGGCCUCUAUCUGGCCGAGACCCUGAGCCUGGGCCAGCUGAGCGAUAAGGGUGGUGCGGGCGAGGGGCUGAUGGGGGAGGAGCCGCAGGACAAAGCCGCCGGCCUCCAGGGCCUGGAUGGCAGCCAGGACCCGAAGCACAGCGAGGAGGAGGAGGAGGAGGAAGAGGAGGAGGAGGAAGAGGAGGAUGGGGAAGAAGGCCGCAAGGAGGCUGCUUUGGCCGCAGAAGAGCCGGUCUUCUCAGAGGCUGCUGGCCCCUCUGUGGAGCCCACUCUGACCGAGGAAGAGGCCGGGGAAAGCCGUCAGGAUCUGCUGGACCAGGAUGUGGACAAAGAGCAGAGCAUCCUGCUAGACACAGCCUGCAGGAUGGUGCGGUGGCUGUCGGCCAAGCUGGGCCCCACCACCGCCUGCCGGUACAUCGCCAGAAACCUCCUCCGGCUGCUGGCCUCCUGCUAUCUGGGUGCAAGCAGGCAGCAGUUCGUGGCUGGGGCCGAAGAAGGUGGCCCUCCGAGCACUGGAAACCUGGAGCAGAGGUGGCCCGUGGCAGGCGACGUGGUCUCCGAGCCGGUGCUCACCUGCCUCGUCCAUAUAGCACACCUCUACGGGGAGCCGGUCCUCACCUACCUCUACCUGCCCUACAUCAGUUACCUGGUGGCUCCUAGUGGAGGGGCGGCAGCCGGCCGGUUGAACAGCCGCAAGGAAGCUGGGCUGCUGGCAGCCGUGACGCUCGGACAGAAGAUCGUGGUCUACCUGUCGGACAGCACCCUGAUGGACAUCCUGCCCAGGAUCAGCCAGGAGGUCCUGCUUCCCCUUCUCGGCUUCCUCACCUCGCCCACCCUCAGUUUCCCCAGUGGGGUCCAGGGCCGGGUCGCCUUGUGUCUGAAAACCAUCCGCUUGAUGGUGCUGGUUUGUUUACGGAUCGGACCGGAGAUGGCUCAGCAGCACCUGCGCAACACACUCCGGGGCUUCUUCGAGAGCUUCUCCUCGCUGCCCUCGGAGUCCGUAAGUCUGUGGCCCCGGGGAGCAGGGGAUCUUCCCCGAGUCCCCUUUUUUCAGGGCCAGCCGCUGCCUGCGGACGCCUCUCCCCUCCUGGAACUCCAGAAAGUUUUCAGCCCAGAAAUGGCCUAUGCUGCCUUUGUGCCCUUCUCUUGCCUGCUGGGUGACGCCUUUCACACGAUUGUGCCGAACCACGCCUUGGUCAGGCAGUUGGCCAGCCUUCACCUGGAGCAAGCCAGUCCCUCGUCCGAAAGACAGGCAGCUGCUGGGCCGGGCCAGGACCCCUCGGAGCAGGAGGCACUGGGAGCCGAGCCCUCCUCCGGCCCUGCUGAGGACACGCGGUCGGGCACCUUUGGGAGUGUGCUGGUGGGCAACCGCAUCCAGGUCCCCUCCGAAGCCCAGCAGGAGCCCUUGAGCGGGGCCAGGGGCAGCCUCUGCCCCAAACUGGGGGGCCGGGAGGGGGAGACACUGAAGCAGGAGCUGCGGCGCAGCGCUCGCCUCCUCCUGGGCAACUGGCUGGCGUACUGGCAGUACGAGAUCGGGGUCAGCCAGCACGAUGCCCCCUUCCACUUCCACCAGAUCAAGCUGCAAAGCUUUGUGGGCCACGGGGGUGCGGUCAAGUGCAUGGCCGCUCUGAGUGGAGAGGACUUCUUCCUGAGCGGCAGCAAGGACAAGACCGUGCGCCUCUGGCCCCUCUACAACCGGGGGGACGGCAGCCACGAGACCGAGCCCCGGCUGACCUACGACCGGCACAAGAAGUCCGUCUUCUACGUCGGCCUGCUGGAGGCCCCGCAGCACGUGGUCAGCUGUGACGGCACCAUCCACAUCUGGGACGCCCCCACUGGCAAAGUGGUCCGUACCUUUGAAGCGCUGGACUCCAAGGCGCCCGUCACCGCGCUCUGCCCCAUGCCUCCCCCCCACGGCAGCAUCAGCAUCGCCAGCGCGGACUCGGUGCUUCGCUUCAUCGACCACCGGAAGCCAGGCUGGCAGCAGGAAUUCCGGCUGGCCAGCGGAGCCAGCGCCGGACUCAUCCGCUGCCUGGCUGUCAGUCCUAGCGGGCGCAGCGUGGCAGCCGGCUUCUCCUCUGGCUUCAUGGUCCUUCUGGACACCCGUACAGGCCUGAUCCAGAAGUCUUGGUCAGCCCACGAGGGAGACAUCCUGCAGGUCAAGGCCACCGAGGGCAACGUGCUGGUCAGCUCCUCCUCUGACCAUUCACUGACCAUCUGGAAAGACCUGGAGCCGAAGCCCCUGCAGAUGUACAAAUCGGCCUCGGAGCCCCUCCACACCUUUGACCUCUAUGGCAACGAGGUGGUGGCCGGCACAGUGGCCAACAAAAUCGGCGUCUACGCCUUCCAGGGGCCCUCGGCCUCCAGCACCACCAAGCUGAGCUCCGAGAACUUCCGAGGGACCCUCACCAGCUUGGCCGUCCUUCCCACCAAAUGCCACCUGCUGCUGGGCUCAGACAACGGCACCGUCCGGCUGCUGGCGUAGCCCCUGCUUCUGAAGCAGAGGGGGACAGUUGUGGCUGGCCAACAGCCCUGGGGGGGACCAGAAGGUUGGGGACGCCCCUUCCCCCCGUAGUCCCAGCCCAAGAAAAACCAAGACCC